Molecule: messenger RNA, 1401 nt
Organism: Lineus longissimus
Lineage: Eukaryota; Metazoa; Nemertea; Pilidiophora; Heteronemertea; Lineidae
Exons: 4
Coding region: 1-1401 (466 amino acids)
Source: RefSeq, a predicted model, not a curated record
AUGAAGAGUGGCAUACAUGCUCAGUGGAAACUCAUCAAAAACGCAUUGGAAAUUCCUUGGAAGACUCUUCAGGAAAUUGCUGGACUCUGUUUGGAAUUGGAAUCUCUUUGGAGUCCGAUUGUACAGUCAUUACUUCAAGACAGCCCCAGCAAAGCAAGUGAAGUCAGCAACACCCCAACGCUUAGGAAGAAAAGGAGAAAAAAUUAUACCGAGCCACCCACGCCACCAGAUGCCGAUGUCAUCCCCACCCCACCACCAGUGAAGCAUGAUGUUGAUACCCAAACAGACUGGGAUAUGGCAUUCAUGCAGAGGAUAGAUGGCAUGUUGUAUGGCUCAGUGGAGGUCAUACAGCAUGAUCAUUCCUAUAGUAAGGCUAAUCAACCGGAUCAAGAUUCCACUUUCCGACCAAGAUCAAGCAGUGAAGGUACAAGAGAAGCAGACUUGCAACCUCCUCAGCCUAGUCCUGAUAUUAGCUCAGCAGGUGUGCUACAAUCAUGCCAGCUUCUGCCUGGAGCAGGAAGUAAUUUACAUGUAGACGAUGCACUAGCUGCUACCUCAGAGUCUGAUGUUACCAGUGACGACUCUGACUUCGAGCUUCCUACCACAGCGAGGAAGGUGGAUGAUUCUGCAAAACACUUUGAUAUAUUAAACGAGGACCAAUUUUCCAAUAGUGCUGGUGAUUACAUUGAGCAGGAGAAAUUCAUUGUGUACGAGGGUAAACUAUUAGAAAUAUUCCUAUCAUAUGGCACUUGUCCGGACUGUGGCCAGAAGUUUGGAACUAUUUGUACGAAUCGAAUUCAGCGUGGCUCUUUAGUCACAUUUCGUUUGGUUUGCAAAAACCACCAUGUCUUCUACUGGCAUUCCCAGCCAGUUUGCAACAAGGCUCCAGUUGGGAACAUUUCAUUGGCUGCCUCAAUUCUCUUCACUGGAAAUACUUUCACCUCUGUAAUGAAAUUUGCCAAACUAAUGAACAUCCGCUUUAUUACAAAAUCAACGUUUCAUGGCAAACAUAAUUUGUACCUCUUUCCUGUGGUAGAUGAAGCUUGGAGAGAGCACAGGUCCAAGCUUGUUCAGGCCCUGCAGGACAGGUUAAUUACUGUCAUUGGCGAUGGACGGUGUGACUCACCUGGACACAGUGUCAAGUAUGGUACAUAUACCGUUAUGGGGGCCGCCAAUGAGAAGGUGAUUGAUUUCAGUUUAAAACAGGUUAGACCUGAUUUGAAGAGCUGCAACAUGGAGAAAGAGCGCCUCAUCGACUGCCUUGACAGCUUAAAACAUUCUAAAAUUACAGUUGGAGUUUUGGCUACUGACCGCCACCCCCAGAUUUCAAAGAUGAUGCGAACAAAUUACAAAGAAAUUAACCACCAGUAUGACGUCUGGCACUUUGCCAAAAGCAUUUAA